GGUUGCGGAGUGAUCUAAUAAAGUCUAGACGGGAGAAAGCAGGACAGCUGACAACACGGGAAACCCUAAACACUAGCUAAUCCGGAUCUUGCUAAGUUACGCUACCUCAACUUUUUAUACCAGAAAAACAUCUUCAACAAAGACAGAAAGGAUGGAGAGAAAAGGUAUACCUACGAAGCGAUUCCUGAAUAAGCCACACAUCGCCCGGUGUCUGGGCAACAGCACGGGCGUGCAUGCCAUCGACCCCGCCACAGGAAGGAUGCUCACGGCCAAACUCCAGCACAACCGGCAUAAGCAUCCUCCUCACAGCAGUCAUAUUAAGUCCAAGCCUGACCUUAACACAACCCUGCCAGUCAGACAGACCGCUUCCAUCUUUAAACAGCCUGUAACCAAGGUGACAAAUCAUCCAACCAACAAGGUGAAGACAGAUCCGCAUAAGGCUCUUGAUCAGCCAAAACAGUUGUUCUGGGAGAAAAAGUUGAGUGGUCUCAAUGCCUUCGACAUUGCAGAGGAGCUAGUGAAGUCCAUGGAUCUUCCCAAGGGCUUACAGGGUGUCGGCCCUGUGUGUUCAGACAGGUCCCUAAUUUCCGCCAUUACCAGUGCACUUCACACCAGUCCUAAGCCUGUCACAGGACAGCACACAUCCGCAGUAGAGAAGAAUCCAGGAGUGUGGCUGAACACCACACAGCCACUCUGCAAGGCCUUCAUGGUGACUGAUGACGAUAUCAGGAAACAGGAGGACAUGGUACACAACGUGAGGAGGAGAUUGGAGAAGGCCUUGAUGGCGGACAUGCUGGCUCACUUGGAGGACAAAACGGCUGAAUCGAAAUCAUUAACAACCAGCACCACCAUGGAUGUGGACGAAUAGCACGCCUUCAGAUGAAAUUCCCAUGAAAAAGGAUUUUUUUUUCCAAGGAGUUGCAUGGAAAGGGCCAUUCUCUUGCGUAGAAAGGACUUCAAACGACUGCAACCAUCAAGAUUUACCUCAGACUUUUGUAACGGUGAAGCUGACAUUUUAUUCAAGAUAUUCCGUUUUUAUGUUCAAUUUAUUAUUCCUUUUUAAUUUUAUUUUGAUAAUAGAUAAUCUAUCCUUGACCGGAUAGUUGCAGUUCAAUGUUUUUUGCCAGUCCCAUUUUAUUCCGUUUACCUCUAACCAUGUUUCAGAAUGGUGGCAGUUACAGAUGGUGCUCAACUUGAUGCUUUCUUGGGGAACUCAAGCUAACAGGAGUUAUGUGGGGGGAGACUUUGCAUUGUAUGUGAAUGUUUCAGUUAAGUGUGAGCUGAAAAGCUUGUUUAACGGUUCUCUCUCCGAAUGUCUUGCUGUUUAACAACCUUCUCCGGCAAGUGUAAGUGCCCUUGAAGUGUUUAACUGGUAUGUUUACGUGCGUGUAGCACUCCAGUUACUGUGAAUAAGUGUUUUGAUGUGAUGAUUGUUUAACAUGUUUACACGGGAAGAAGUUGUUUUUCUUUACGUUUUUUCCCUUUCUUUUCGUCGUGCCCCAAAACCUGUUUACACGGUUUUAUUUUGUGUUAAAAAUGUAUUACUGUUGUUCAUUUUUAUGGGAUAAACCAAACAUGCUUGUAAAUGUACGAUCAUUGUCCCUGUAUAAAUUAAACGGGGAUAUAUAAUUUG
Gadus morhua (Atlantic cod) is the source of this 1633-nucleotide messenger RNA. RefSeq names its product methyl-CpG binding domain protein 3a (gene mbd3a). Gene Ontology annotation, biological process: negative regulation of transcription by RNA polymerase II; DNA methylation-dependent constitutive heterochromatin formation. Lineage: Eukaryota; Metazoa; Chordata; Actinopteri; Gadiformes; Gadidae. The transcript has 7 exons. Bases 152 to 868 code for a protein of 238 amino acids. Gene Ontology annotation, cellular component: nucleus. Gene Ontology annotation, molecular function: methyl-CpG binding. The record is from RefSeq and is a predicted model, not a curated record.